UUUAACAGUUGACAUUUGAAAAUCAAUUCGGUACGAAGCAAUACUUAAUUUAUAAAAUAUCAUUUUUUUUUUGAUGAAAGUGAAGAAAAAACUAAAAUAAUAAAAAGUAUUAAAAGUGUAAUUUUUAAAAACAAAAUCGGAGUAACUAUUUUGUACAUCGUACAUGAAUUUAUAAUAUACAGUAAAGGACUUUGUAGUGAGGAGUUCUCGGAAAGUUUUCAAAAUUAUCAAAUUUAAAGCGAAUAAAUGGAAAAUUAACAAUUAUAAAAAAAAUACAAAUACAAAACAAUAAUUUUAUUCAACAAAUGUAAAGUGAAUUAAAAAUAAAAAAAGAGGUGCAAUUUGUGGAUUAGAAAAAUUUUGAAAAUUAAAAAUUUUAAACAAAAUUAUCGGAAGCUCUAAUUCAAAUAAUAAGCCAAAUUAAAAGUCAAGCGAGAAGGAAAUUAAAAAAAAAGAAAAUGCGUCAUACUAGAAAUCACCGUCAUUCAAGAACUGAGAUUUCAAUUGAAGUUCCAGCGCAGUGUCAAUUUAAAGGAUCAAAUGCUUUUGAAGUUACAAAAGAUUUAGACAACGAAAAAAUGACUGCUUUGGAUCACUUGAAGUUAUUCAAAAAAUUUACUGAAGAUAAAGCUAAAAAUAUUUUUCGAAAAAAGAUGCUUUAUAAACGUUUACCAAUUUUAACAUGGUUACCAAAGUAUACAAAAGAAGAUGCUAUUGGUGAUUUAGUUGCUGGAUUCACUGUAGGUUUAACAGUAAUACCACAAGCUUUAGCUUACAGUGGUAUUGCAGGACUACCUCCAAAUUAUGGUCUUUAUGGCUCAUUUCUUGGUUGUUUCAUAUAUAUUUUUCUCGGAUCUAGUAAAGAUGUACCAAUGGGACCAACAGCAAUCGCUUCAUUAUUAACAUUUCAAACAGCAAAAGGUGUAUGGCAAAGAGCUGUUUUAUUAAGCUUCUUAACUGGUAUUAUUGAGUUACUGAUGGGAUUAUUUAAUUUGGGAUUUUUGAUAGACUUUGUGUCAGGACCUGUAAGCUCCGGUUUUACUUCAGCGGUUUCGUUAAUUAUUUUAACGUCACAAGUUAAAGAUAUUUUAGGAGUUAGGUCCUCAGGUACAACAUUCGUUCAAGCAUGGAUUUCCAUUAUAGAAGAUAUACAUAAUAUUCGACUAUGGGAUACGGCAUUAGGAUUAGCAUGCAUUGCGAUUCUACUGUUAAUGAGACAAAUGGUUAAUUUAAAAUUGGGGGAUGAAAAGAAACAAAAUUUAUUUGUGAAAAUUUUAAAUAAAUUUGUAUGGUUAUUGGCAACUGCAAGGAAUGCUGUAUUGGUUAUUACAUUUGGUGCAAUUGGUGCUUAUUUAUAUUCUAUCGGUGAUAGAUCAUUGAAAAUGAUUGGUUAUGUACCAGCUGGUUUACCAACAUUUCAAUUACCACCAUUUUCUAUUCCUGGAGAUGUAAUUUCAAGAAAUCAAACCGAAGGUGAACAUGCAGAAUUAAAAGGUGAAUCAUUUACCGAAAUGGUUUCAAAUAUGGGUUCAGGUUUAAUUGUUGUGCCAUUGAUUGCGUUAUUAGAAAAUAUUGCGACCUGCAAAGCUUUUUCACAUGGAAAACCUGUUGACGCUACUCAAGAAUUGAUUGCUAUUGGUACAGCAAAUAUUGCGAACUCUUUUGCCCAAGGAUAUCCUGGAUCAGGCGCUUUAGCUCGAGGCGCAGUAAAUAAUGCCAGUGGUGUUAGAACUCAAUUGGGUAAUCUGUAUACAGGAACCAUUGUUAUUUUAGCCUUGCUAUAUUUGACACCAUAUUUCUAUUAUAUUCCAAAAGCAACCUUAGCCGCCAUCAUUAUUGCCGCUGUUAUUUUUACAGUCGAAUACAGAGUUAUUAAACCAAUGUGGAGAAGUAAAAGAACCGAUUUAAUUCCUGGACUUUCAACAUUUAUUGCAUGCCUUGUCUUGCCACUUGAACUAGGAAUUUUAGUUGGAAUUGGUAUUAACGUUGUAUUCAUUCUUUAUCAUGCUGCUAGACCAAAACUACGAUUAGAAUUCAUGGUGACCGACAAUGGGCAUAAAUAUUUAGUUUUGACUCCAGAUCGUUGUAUUAUAUUUCCUUCAGUUGAAUUUGUUAGAAAUGAAAUCAAUAAACAAGGUUUAAAAUCAACUUUACCUGUCGUCAUUGAUUGCUCACAUAUUUAUGGGGCCGAUUUUACAGCAGCUAAAGUAAUAAGCACUCUUGUUGAUGAUUUUGGUAGUCGAAAACAAAAGAUUUUCUUUUAUAAUUUAAAACCACAUGUGUCAUCAGUAUUUGAAGGUGCUAAAAUUGAUUUGAAAAUAUUUUACAAUUUCGAUGAAUUAGAAAAUGCUAUAGCUGAAAUGCCUGAAGAUAGUGAUAGUUUAGAGAAAGUAUCAAUUCCAGAUAGAAUUUCUGAAGAAAAUGAGUUUGAAGAUAAUAAAUCAAAUAAAUCAGAUAAACCAAAACAAGUACUUAAUUUACCUAAAUUCCCAAGCACAGGUGAAAUCUCUGAAAUCAAAAAUUCACCUAGAAAUUCUCCAGGUGUUCACCGUUCUGCAAAUAUAGAUAAAGUUAUUUCUUCGAACGUACAACCAUCAAGUGCAAAUAAUAGUCAACCUAGUUCUCCAAAAUCUGAAUUAAAUAGAAAAAUACGGGAACUAUAUAAAAAGAUUGACCCAGAGGCACCCACAAAUAGCUCAAACUUAAACAAUGAUACAAAAUAGAUAAAUUUAGUGAAAAUAUUUUAAUUUUCUAAUUUUAUAUUAAUGUUUGAUAAUUGUAAUUUUUAUAUUAUUUAGAUAGACAUUAAUUUUUAGUUAAUAAGAUGUAAAAAUAAGAAAAUCGUUAUAUCAUAACCUUAAGAAAAAAAUAUCUUAGAGAAACCGUGAUCAAUUAUUGAAUCUUAAAAUUUAUGUUCGUGCACUUUAUGUACGAGCUGAUUAUGUUUUCACAUACUACAUAUUAUUAGAAUUUCUAAUCAUGUACUAACCUUUAAGUUACUUAAUUAAUUUAUUUAAUGUAUAGUUUUAUAUACACAGUAUUAAUUUCUUUUUCUUUUGUUAUAAUUUAAAUAUGUAUGUAAGACCAA
This is a messenger RNA of Condylostylus longicornis, 3088 nucleotides long. RefSeq names its product sodium-independent sulfate anion transporter. Lineage: Eukaryota; Metazoa; Arthropoda; Insecta; Diptera; Dolichopodidae. The coding region runs from base 459 to 2723 and encodes 754 amino acids. Gene Ontology annotation, cellular component: membrane. Gene Ontology annotation, biological process: transmembrane transport. The transcript has 8 exons. The record is from RefSeq and is a predicted model, not a curated record. Gene Ontology annotation, molecular function: secondary active sulfate transmembrane transporter activity.